AUGGCCAAUGACAACGCGAAACUCUCCAAAAACCUCUUGCGUAUGAAGGUAAGAAAUGCAUGCUAACUAGUUAGUUAUCCAACUAGCCGCUAGCUAACGUUAGCAAAGUUGCCUCUGCUAGUAGACACGUUGCUAAACCUCAGUCUGAUGGAGCUGUUGAUAAAUGGUAAAAGUGGCAUCCAACUAAAACCAUCUCUGAUCUAGCUAGCUAGCCAAGUAACCUGGCUAACUAGGCUUGAGCAACCAGGCUAGCUUUGCUGGCUAACUUAUUUGGUUUGUCAGGUGAGAUAUCUUUGUCAACACACUUUUCAGUAAGCUAACUAGAUAAGUAUUGUGUUUUGUAGCUUGUUCAGACCUAUGGCUAUGGGUUCUCUCCAACACCUUUUCAAUUGUAAGGGAUUCAUAUGACACCCUGUUGAAGUUACUCAGCAAUGUCAGACUCCAAUGCACGUCUUGUACUGUACUUCUACAUUUGCCAUUCUGUCUACUAGUUUAUGCAAAGAGGCCUGGAUGCAGAUACAAAGAAACAACUGGAAGAAGAGGAGAGGAGGAUCAUCAGUGACGAGCAUUGGUAUCUGGACCUGCCAGAACUCAAAGCUAAAGAGUAUGACCCUUUCACUGUCCACCUGCACAUAUUGGGAUAAUUACAUAAGGAUUGUCAAAGUUGCGUCAAUUCAAAUCUGGCAUUAGGAACAAAAGAGGUCAACACAACUUCUAAGAUAUACUAGUUAUUUUAAUUAAUGCAAAAACCUUUAAUGGUAAAUAUGAUGUUUCGUAUAUACGGGCUCCUUGAAAUACCUCGCAGGGCACUUCAGAGAACUAAAUCCAUUGUUCCAGGUUCUUCCUCAAAUACUCUGACAGAGAGAGAGUUUCCCACCUCUCUGCUGGCCAAUCAGAGUAGAGACUUGAGCGUGGUUUAGACUUACUCAGCCAAUCCGUUGGCGCACAGGCUAGUCCCCCCGCCUCUUAGCGCAUCCCUGUUUCCAGGCAUACGUUUAUCAUAACAACCUGUCAUGGUGAGAAGAGCCAGCUCCCCUAGACACCAUUCCUACGUCCAAGGAUGGUUCACAGAUCACAAAGAACCAGUAUUGUCUAGUAUUUGGAGACAUAAAUCCUUAUCUCAUUUUACCCCCUAAAACAGCUCUUCACAUCAAUCACAGCUUGCCAGGUGACACAACCUACAUUAGCCCAGUCAAGAAUGCAUUAUUUCUAAGUUAGUCAUCCCAUCAAUUAUAAAAAAUAAUAAAUCCCCCAUAGGAUGUAGGCUAGUUUGAAGACACAACUGCCACUCUUUUCCAAUGUCCAGCAACAUACCAUCAGACAUUGGAGAGAGAUUAGUAUUUUCUCUAGUGUCCUCGGCUCAAAUGUUGGCAUAUGUUAUAUUGUUCUUCCUGUCUUUGGUUAGGAAUUUCAUCAUAGAAGAAAGAAGUUUUGGGCCAUGUGAAGACCUGAAGUAUGGACGAAUGUCAUUCAAGGGGUUCAAUACAGAAGUAGAGGUACUUGUUUAUUUACAAUCACAGCUUUAUGGUUUAUCAAAUUAAGACUAGACAAAUUAAAUGUGAUUGUUUCAUUGGUGUAAAUGUUUAAUUCUCCGUCCAGAAACUAAUGAUAGUGAUGAACGCUCCAAAUGAGGAAGAGGAGGAAGAGGAGGAAAUUAGCAGAAUGGAGACUGAUAUCACAGAUGAAGACAUGGCUAGAAGGUAGGAAAGAACUCAUGUUUUAUUUUGACAUGAUUUCAAACUGUUUUGUUACAUCGCCGUCUGAUGAACUUUUCUCUCUACAUUGUAGGUAUGAGAGCUUAGUGGGAAGCAUGAAAAAGAAGUUUGCUAAGAAGCGGGAGAGGUCUGCGAUUGAGGAUGUUAAGCAAAACGCAACUGAGACAGAAACAAAGAGGGCUUUUUUGAAGCCUCAGGACUGA
This is a messenger RNA of Coregonus sp. 'balchen', 1918 nucleotides long. NCBI's taxonomy places the organism in Eukaryota, Metazoa, Chordata, Actinopteri, Salmoniformes, Salmonidae. The record is from the annotation of a GenBank genome assembly.